AAUUGUCCUUUACAAUCUUAGCAAUCUUCUUUGGGGUAGGAUGGUACGUCAGAACCAGAGGCGUGCGCUGCGUGGUGUCAUGUACUUUUGGAUUUAAUGCUUCUUUCAUGGGUAACAGUAUGAAUUUUCUCAAAUGAUAAAGUACUAAUGAUGUCAGUGGGAGUGUCCGCGUUCAGUCUAAAGCAAUUCAAAUGUCAGCACGCACGUUAUUGUUUGAUUCUUUAAUGUUGUUAACUAUUCUGUACACGAUUUGAAUGAAGUGUGAAUAUACUUCAUCAAUACGUUUUUGCUGUUUUAUUGGCGUUAGUAUUUUAGUCUGUACCAUGGUGUUUUGCUCUACAUUCAACUCGACAAUGAUCCCACGUUCAUUCGUGACCAGUUCAGUCAAGAUCAACAAAUUGAGAAGUACAACACAAUACCAGAAACUUGUGUGGUGGUGGCAGCAUUAAUCUUUUAGGGAAUGAAGGCAUGGCCGAUAUUCCACAGGAACAGCUUUCUUUAAUUCAUUCCAAUGAGUGCCGUCUGUACUCUCGACGAUGGAUCAUGUUGGCAAUAUUCAUAAGCCUACAAUUUUCAAACGGCCUGAUGUGGGUGCAGUAUGCGUCACUUUCAGACAAAAUCCAAAUGUAUUUCGACGUUAGCAUGCCUACUAUAGACACUUUCAGCGCAAUAUAUGGAAUAGCGUACAUAAUGUUCAUAUCCCCGGCUUUGUUUAUAUUAGACAGAAAAGGCUUGAAAGUGAUUGCUAUGUGUUGUGGUGGACUGCACUUGGUUGGAUCUUGGAUCCGUUAUGUUGGCAUACUUUUUCAGAAUUCAAUCUACGUUAGCCUCAUCGGUCAGACGUUUUGUGGAAUUGCUCAAACAUGUUGUGCUGGAAUGGCUUCACAAGUGUCGGGGACUUGGUUUGGAUCAAACGAAGUUUCCUUAGCAUGUGCACUUGGAUUCACUGCAUUUAACUUUGGAGUUGCAACCGGAUUUCUCACACCUUAUAUAUUUCAUAACCAGAAUAAUAUUGGUCGUGAACUCCAGUUCAUUUUUCUUGGGACAGCAAUAUUUAUGUCAGUAAUAUUUCCUAUAAUCGCAUUUAUAUUUGAAGACAAACCACCAUUUCCACCUAGUGUUCAGAAAAAGAAUUCAGUUUAUGGAAAACAAGAUACUUUCUUCAAAUCGAUCAAAGUUAUCAUGAUGAACAGAAACUUUAUGUUACUUGCAAUAGCGUGUGGACUAUGUAUGGGACAGUCGACAGUUAUCACUGUUAAGGUGAAAGAUAUAUUUUUAUAUUCUUAUCCAAACAAAGGUAAUAUAGUUGGCCCUAUGGUUUUUUUUAGUAUACUUCUUGUUAUUGUGGGGUCUGCAGCUGUUGGUUGGAUGUUGGACAAAACAAAACAGUUCUCGUUAACCGCACGAGUGACAGCUUUUCUAGUUUUUGUAACAUUUGUUUGCUUCACCAUAUCAAUGCAAUAUGAAUACUUUUGGUGUUCUAUCGUAUUUUUUUCCAUUUAUUAUGUUGUUGUUCGUAUAUUUUUCACAAUUGGAUUUGAACACGGGGCUGAGCUAACUUAUCCAGAGUCAGAGUCACUGUCGGCUUCAUUAAUCGUUUUUAUAGUGGAAAUCACAUCGUACCUUUCCGUUUUCAUGUAUGAUAUAAUUCUUGAAAACUGGAACCUUUUCGCAGCGAAUUGUUUCAUUUGUAUUAUGUGCGUAAUUCCACUCUUUAUGACAUUUUUUAUUAAAACUGACAACAAAAGACAUAAAGCUGAUAGUAUUGAAAACUAUUUUCAACUUUAUACUGAAAAUAAAAACGUUUCCGACGAUAACAAAAAAUAUGCUAAAUAGAUGUGGUGUCGUUUCUAAAUAUGAAUAAAUUUGUUGCGGGUUGCUCUAUCUUCGGCCAUCGCUCUUCCUUAGAAAUCACAGAAACAAGGCAAUAUUUAUUUUUUAUUUUUUACAUUCAGAUUAAUCAAUACGUAUUCAGUGAAAUCAAAACAAACUCAGAUGAUAUGAAACUAUGACUAUUCAAAUUCGUCUAGUUGUUUUCUUUUGAAAUAUAAAAAAAGUGUAGGCCUAUUCUUAGUUGAGUCUUGCAUCUGAUUAAAAAGAUGAUUAGGUGAUUAUAUCAUAUUAGCUCACCAAUAUAUCAUUAGGCCCAUGUAUAUGUAUAAGUAUUUACACCACCUUUAUACAAACGUGAAGACAAUUUUACAAGCGCAUAAAUGACUCUGGUGUUAAGAAUAUCGUGUAACUAUGGUGUAGCCUAACUAGCAUGGUAUGGUGUAACUAUGUGAUUAUGGUGUAACUGUAAUUCACAGAGUAUUGAUUGGUUAGUAGUGUAUAAUAAUCCAUUGAUGAUGCAAUUUGGGAAACCGAGAUCGACAAAUGUUAUUGCAUGUGCAAUGAUACCAAUAUUUAUGUUA
Anneissia japonica is the source of this 2414-nucleotide messenger RNA. RefSeq lists its product as uncharacterized. Gene Ontology annotation, cellular component: membrane. Lineage: Eukaryota; Metazoa; Echinodermata; Crinoidea; Comatulida; Comatulidae. Gene Ontology annotation, biological process: transmembrane transport; heme export. The transcript has a single exon. The record is from RefSeq and is a predicted model, not a curated record. Gene Ontology annotation, molecular function: heme binding; heme transmembrane transporter activity. The coding region runs from base 469 to 1836 and encodes 455 amino acids.